Molecule: messenger RNA, 7230 nt
Organism: Coturnix japonica (Japanese quail)
Lineage: Eukaryota; Metazoa; Chordata; Aves; Galliformes; Phasianidae
Source: RefSeq, a predicted model, not a curated record
UCAGUAUGAAGGUGUAAGUUUAUGUUCUGUGGUUACUCUGCUGUCCCUUCUGAAUCAUCCAGGAGACAGAUUCUUUGCUCUCACGUGACUGUAUUUUGAAUAGCACUGUGUGUGUGAUUUGUGGCCUUUGCCCUGUAGACGGUUCUGCUCAUGAUAAGGAGCGCUUUGGUUAUAAGCGUGUUUUUACCUGUUUCAGGAAUUCUUUGCAGAAUGCUUUCAGUCUUCCAUCACCCUGAGUAGUAAAACGUGCAAAGCCUAUUUAAAGUUGGCUUUAUAAUGCCCUUCCGCUUCAGUUCCGCUGUAAAUAAGUUACGCUCGAGUUCCUACUGACAUCUGAACUGCUUCUUCAGUGCAACACUUGGAAUGAAUGAAUUCUAAAAUGGUUUAUCUGCCAAACUGAUGAAAAGGAAAAUAACUUUUAUACAUAUUACAUCUUGUAAGAAGAUGAGGAACAAAAAGCAGUGUAUUCAAGAUACAGAGGGUCAAAAGCAUGAAGGCAUGGAAGGUGAAGAAAUGGAAGAAAGCUGUUCCUGUUCUACUUUAUUGCAUGACGGUGACACGUGCCCCAUCUGUCUGAACUGCCUUCUGGAACAGGAGAUUGGCUUUCCUGAGAACUGUAGUCAUACUUUCUGCAUGACUUGUAUUCUUAAAUGGGCUGAGACGCAGGCUUCAUGUCCUAUUGAUCGCAGACCAUUUCGAGCAGUAUGUCAGCUUGGUGCAUUAGAAGAUCAGAUAAAGAUUCAGGUAGAAAAACAGCAAAAGAGAAAGAAUGAGGAGGAAUGCUGUACCCAGAGUAAGGAAAAAUAUAGCCAUGCGAAGAUAAGAAGAUUCCUGAGAAGAGCUGUAUGUUCGGACAGAGGGCCCUUAGCAGCAAAAUGGAGGAGAGUUGUGAAGAAAAAAUACAGUAAUGUUUUGUCUGACAAACAAAACAAGAAGGCUCUGUCUGCAAAGACCAGAAGGCAGAGCUGCUGGAAUGAGUGCUUCAGGACUGGUUUCUAUAGUACGCUUCCAGCCAGUGGUACCAAUGAAGAAUCCUUUCUUAGCUGUAGAAAUGACUGUACAGAAUUCACAGAAGUCAGUGCAAUGAUCAGGCAGAAGAGACAAGAACUGGAAUUGUCCUGUUCAUCAGUGCUUGCUAGAGUUGAAAGAACUCCUGUAGUGUCUUAUGGAGCUGAAGCUGAGACCUUUCUUCUCACUUCCACUGCAGUGGCAGGGACGGUUCUUCCAACAAAUAUCAGGCCUUUGGAAAACUUGGAAUCUUUAGGGAAAGGAUAUGCUGUUGCGUGUGCGCAAGAAGGAGAAGAGAAAAAGCAAGCAUCAGGUUCGUCUGGCACUAGGGGAGCUAGAAGGAAGUCUGUUAAUACUACUCCUAGAAGAAGGUCUGCACGGAACACCAAAAAUGAGACUCUGAGUCAGUCUCGGAGCUCACCUCGGUCAGGCAGUUCAGGGUGCAGUGCCCCUGAUGGCAGUAAUCCACCUCUGAAUAAAUCCUCUUCAGAAUCAGAGAAUGUUCUUCCAAAACGAAAUACUAAAAGAGCAGGUAAACAACCAACACCUCUGGCUAAAAAGAAACUGAGAAGUUCUGCACGUUCUGAAAAAUCCUCCAGUGAUUCAGUGGAUGACGAUGAUGAUGAUGAUGUUGAGUCCGAAGCAGUUCUAAUGGUAGAUAAAGACCAGCAGUCAGAUAAUGAAAGCUGUAGUGCAAACCUUCCACAGAAAAAUGAUGCAGAAACAGAAUCUGCUGAUGUAUUGGAAAGCUGUGAUGAACAUGCAGAAAUUGAGGAAACUACAGGGGAACAUGAGGAAGGUACUUCAGGCAAUGGAGAUGUAAGUUUUUCUGUCCAAGAAUCUACAGUAUUGACUGUAGGAGAAGGAAAUCAAGAAUUAGAAAUAAAAGAUCUUAAUGAAGAAAAAUUAGAACUUGGAAAUCAGGAUGUCUGUGAAAAUACUCUUGAACAAGUGGGAACAGAGACAAGUCCCAGAGAUAAACUGUGUGACCAUACAACAUUUGAAGAUUCACACGAGAUGUGUAGUCCUCAGGAAGAAUUACUUGAUAAUAUAAAUACAUUGACAAAAAUGCGUCAACCAAUAACUAGUCAAGAAAAUGAAUUAGUGGAGCAUCCAGAGCCUUUGGAACAAGAUCAGCCAUUAGAGAGCCCCAGAAGUGAAUUGCAUGAGCAUACAGAAACCAUAGAAGUAGAUAAUGCUAAGGCAGAUGAAGAGACAGUAAUGGACUGUGCAAGUGCAAACACUCAAAAUGUUAAAAGUGAUGAAGACAAGGAAUUAGAUGGGUUAAUAUGCAAUGCUUCUACAGACACAGAGCAAGCCUUAAAAGAAAGCCCUGUGCCAGAGGGUGAAGAGAACAGAACUUCAGAGUCACCGAUGAUAAAUGCUGAACAUAAACAUUUUGGUGAGGAUAACAAUGAAAUGAUACCCAUGGAUUGUGACUCAUUUUGCAGUGACCAGAACGAACCUCAGAUUGAACAGUUGCCACCAGCUGAAAGUAUAGAGCAGAGAAAAACGGACUCCUUACAGAGUGAUGCAGCAAACUCUACAUCAGCUUCAGGAUUUUCUGAUGAAAAAGGUGAAACUGUUCGCCAAGAAGGAGAGUGUCCAUCAGAACCCAAAAAAGAUAAAAAGACUCGAACAAGACGGUCUCGAUUUCAUUCACCAUCAACAACUUGGUCUCCUUCUAGGAGAGAUGGCAGGAGAUCUCAGUCACCAUCUCCUAAAAGGGAGACGACCAAAGAGAGGAGUUCCCGAUCACCCAAGAAGGAAACUGUCAGAGAGGGAAGGAGAUCCUUAUCUCAGUCUCCGAAAAGAGAAGCACUCAAAGAUGAGAGAAAAACACCAUCUCGAUCUCCCAAGAGGGAAACUGCUGGGGAAAGGAGGAGAUCGUCUUCUCGGUCAAGAACAAGGGAUUCAUCUCCAAGACAAAAAUCUAGAUCUCGAAGUAGUGAUAGAGAUUGUCAGAGAAGGGAUCGUGGUAGAGAGAGAAGAAAUAGGAGAUGGUCCAGGUCCCGAUCUAGGUCCCGGUCACGAUCUAGGUCAAGAUCACAGUCAAGGACAAGAAAUAAAGGUUCCUCAUUCUCUAGAAAUGAGAGGGAUGGUCAUUCACCUCGUUGGAAAGAUAAAUGGGCAAAUGACAGCUGGAGGAGUCCCAGAGGAAAUGAUCGAUACAGAAGAAAUGAUCAAGAGAAACAGAAUGAAAGUCUAAAGGAGAAGGACAAUAUGGAAAAAAACAGUGAGGCUCCAUGUUCUCCAGACAAGAGGAGGAAUGAUUGUCCAGACUGGGUAAUGGAAAGGAUAAACUCUGUUCCUGAACACAAGAACAGAGACAGACCUCAUUGGGAAGACAGCAGGCAUGAUAAUUCAGGACAGUCUUGGAAUAAGAACUUUGGUUCAGGUUGGAUUCCAAAUAGGGGAAGAGGUCAUCGUGGCAGAGGUGGGCGUGGAAGAGGCAGUUUCACAUAUGGAGACUACAGUGAAAAUCACUGGCAGAGUAGAAAACCUCUCUCAGGGAACUCAAAUGGUUCUGGGAAUGAGGCUACAAGGUUCUCAGAGCAGCAGCCAUACAAGCGUAAGAAUGAACAGGAUUCUUUUGAUACACCUGCUGAUAGAUCUGGGUGGACAUCUGCGUCCAGCUGGGCUGUUAGAAAGACUUUACCUGCUGAUGUGCAGAAUUAUUAUUCAAGAAGAGGACGGAACUCAUCAAGCCCGCAGUCUGGAUGGGGAACUAGACAAGAAGAAGAGACACUUGAACAAGAUCCAAACCUCAAAGACCAAGGCAACCAGCAAAGUGAUGGUUCUCAGUUACCAGUAAAUAUGAUGCAGCAGCAAAUGAAUGUAAUGCCACAAGUGAAUGCACAGCACCAGCCUAUGAAUAUGUUUCCAUAUCCCGUGGGUGUCCCUCCUCCUAUGAUGAAUAUGCAACGAAAUCCUUUUAACAUCCCCCCUCCAGUGCCCAUGCAUCUCCAUACCGGAGUGCCUCUCAUACAGGUAGCUGCUCCCACAAACUUGUCUCAGGGAUUACCUCCGCCUCCACCUCCACCCCCACCAUCUCAACAAGUCAACUACAUUGCUUCACAGCAAGAUGGAAAACAAUUGCAGGGUAUUCCAAAUGCUGCUCAUGUAAGUAACAACAUGAGCGCUCCAGCCUUGCCUGCUCCAGCAGCAGUCCUGGGAAAUGUGGGAACUGUUCAGGGACCAACUUCUGGCAACGCGACGUCAUCGAGCCACGUGAAGGGCUCUAAUGCAGCUGUAAAACUGGGAGAAAACAAAGCAAGUGUAACAGUGGAAGCCAGCGCAGACAGCUCGAAGAAGGACCAGAAAUUGCUAAUUCAAGAAAAAGCAGCACAAGAAGUCAAACUGGCUAUUAAACCUUUCUACCAAAAUAAAGACAUCACUAAGGAAGAAUAUAAGGAAAUUGUGCGGAAAGCUGUAGAUAAAGUUUGUCACAGCAAGAGUGGAGAAGUUAAUUCUGCAAAAGUGGCCAAUCUGGUGCGAGCGUAUGUAGACAAAUACAAACACUCACGGAAAAAGAGCGCGGAGGAGGCGGUCUCCUGUGAGAGGAAAUGAUGUCGUUUCAGUUCUUACUUUCAUUCUCUCUGCAAAGUGCAAUUUCAUCACAAACCGUUCACUGAAAAUCGGACACGGCUGUGCUUUGAAUCUGGGUUUGAUAAAUGAUUUUUCAAUGUAGUAUAUGAUGUUUUGUUCUAAAGAGAUGCAGAGCUGCAGGGCCACUUCUUUAUUCCUUUUUAAGAGCAGAUGUUUAAAAAAAAAAAAAGGAAAAGGUGUAAAGAAGAAUCGUUAGGAAUGUACGAUUGUGUGGAUACGUAGAUGUACAGCAUUUUGACUUCAAUGGCGGUGCAUUAAAUUAGAAACUUGUCUGAAUACGUUGAUUUUUGGACCAGGUAUGUACAGUACAUCUAAUCGGUCAGAUGUCGAGGGAGUCUUUUUGUUUUGAUUUCUCAGUGAUAGCGAAGUUUAAAUAAUGUACUGCCUUGACAGAUGCUUUGAGCGUUAAAUGGACAGGCUGACCGCAGGGCUCGCAGUGUGUAUAUACAGAGCACAUGGAGUUGUCUGAACAGAAGAACUGUUUGGAUUUUAAAAGGAAAAACCAUAAACAGUAAAGCUCGGUGCCCCAGCUGAAGGGCGCUGCCGAUCUGUUGUAACACCAAAUAAAAGUUAUGCUGCUCGGUUUUGUUUGUGACGUUUUUCCGUUUGUUUCAAAGUAGUGGGAUGAACUUGAUGAAUUUUUAUGUGCUGAAUGCCUUCAGUCACUCACCACACACCGACAACCUCAGCUCAGGCCUAAUCCUGCCCUCAGCUAACACAGCAGCGGGAGCUUCUGUGCUGCAGCUGGAUGUUCGGGCACACCAGCUCCUUGUUUCUUCAAGCAAGACCAAGGAAAGUUGGAGUUGGUUCCUGGGCUGCUCAGAGACUGUCAGGUGUACCAACCUGAGCUGUGCCCUGCUUCCCUUUGUUAGCCAGGGCCUGGAGCGUGGAGCACCUGACUGCCGUCAGUGGAAGUGCACCACAUAAGUGCACCGGCUUUUAUGCUUCCUCAAGCACUUGCUCUAGAGAGGUUAGCGGAGGUACCACAAGCGUUCUGAAAGCAGAUCCGGAGUCAUUAAAUGUGCUAGAAGAAUGCUUUCACCUCAUGUAGAGCGAGUGUUACUGAGAAGGGCGGCAGUGAGGGUUGCUGAGAUCAAUACAAGCUCCGAAUCCUUCCACAUUUGAGCAGGAACGGAGCCUUUCUCUGAGCUUCACUCUGAGACAGAAAUGCUUUCCUCAGGGAGAGGUGCUUCACCUCAGCGCUGCCCUCAGGCCUGGCUGCGUUGCCUUGUUGAGGGGCUGCUUCACCAGCAAACCAUGCAGACAGAGAUGUUCCUCAUAGCUUGUCUUGACAGCCAGUAGUUCCCCAAGUCACCUUUUCUUAACCAAGAGCCCACUCUUACCCUGUAAGUAACUUCUGAACUAAGGGAGGUACAGCGGUAAAAGAAAAAUAAGAAUGUGAUGCUUCUCAAUUAUAACUUUAUACAGACUUAAUGAAGCCUUUGAGUGUCUGUAUUUAUUUUUGUGUGCCUAAAUAAAAAUACUAUGUAAAUUAGAAACUGCUAUCAUACGUUUUCUACAGUUGAGCCAGGUUUUAGUGUUUUCAGAAGCCUCAGUUUUACGGUGUGGCAGCAGUUUGUAUGAGUUCGAGAGCUCUUUUAAGCCAGGACAGGUUGGCACUUUGGAGAAUUGUAGCAAAUGAUUGCUAUGUCUGUCCUGGUUUAUCACGCCAUGUGUACUGAUUUUUAUUGCAUUUUACUUCUCUGGAUUUUGGGAUUUUAAUGACUUUUUGUACCUUGAUACAGUUGAGCCUUCAUAUAGAGCUCCCUUCGGGAGCCAUGUAAAUGUGUCUUUCUUAUAAAGGAGAGGUGGAAAUGGAUGGGGGGUGGGUGAUGAUGUAGUGCCUGAGCUGGAGACGUGGGGUUGCCGAACCCAUUUUGCAGCUCCUGUUGGGUCCUGGGCUGCCACAUGCCGCCAUCUUGGUGGGGCGGUGGCUGUAGUGAUCCUCCGCUGUAUUUCAGCACGAAGAAUAUGGGAUGGAUUAGAAUGUGAUCAAGAACUUUACUUUGUACAAUGGAAUAUUUCAGAACUUGACAGAAAAAGAUAUGCAAUUCAUUGCAAUUUCUAUGCUGAAUUUACAAACAAAAACCUUACUUAUUGCCUUAAUACAUGGACUCUUCCUGUUUUUCCCGAAAGCAGUUCGGUCUCUGUUGGUGUGACUGCCCAUGAAGGUGUGUACGUUAACCUUGUGGCCAUGUAUCUGUUAAGAUGGUAUGAGAGCUGUAUUCCUAUUUAUUGAAAGUCUUGUACUGAAACUCGUGCAUGCACUAAUACUGAAGGCAAGUGCUGGGAGCGCAGAGCCCAGCCCGUCCCUCUGUGGUAUCCAAAACUCAUUUGGUCCACGUUGCCUUGAGGGAAAUGAAUAACAACAGAACUGUACUUUCUAUGAACUCAGGCAAAUCAGAAGCGUUUUUCCCUGCACUCCUCCCACUGCCUCGCUGUGCAUGCUGCUUGAAUGUCUCAUCCUGAAGAUAAGAUGUGUGCUGGGAGCGCAGUGGCUGUACACAGUUACUGUACGGUGUUUGUAGCAUGAGGCCGGAGUGCUGUCUACUGAAAGAAAGAACUAGUUUUGUGUAGUGCUUAACGUUUUCUAAUAAAUUCUUUUCAUUAAGC